Rubroshorea leprosula is the source of this 775-nucleotide messenger RNA. The record is from the annotation of a GenBank genome assembly. NCBI's taxonomy places the organism in Eukaryota, Viridiplantae, Streptophyta, Magnoliopsida, Malvales, Dipterocarpaceae.
CACCAAAAAAUCCAACAUUUUUCUCCUGCAAAAGAAUUAAGAGAACAUGACUUUAUUUCUUGAUUUGAUAUGCCAAAGCCGUGGAAUCCAGUCAACUAUAUAUGUAGAAAUGUCCCCAGGAGUUAGAGUUGAGGAUCUAUACCAGCAAUUGCUAAUAACUUACAAGGAAGAAGAACUUGUGAAGUUGUUGGAGAAGGGUGUUGUUCCCCGCAUUCAUAAUGUUCUAGGUUCUAACUAUUGCUUUAUUAAUGUUUUUCCUGACAGGAUACCUGGAAGAGCAGUAAUUAUAUCAGUUAUUGAUAAUCUUGUGAAGGGAGUUUCAGGCCAAGCAUUACAAAAUCUUAAUAUAAUGCUUGGAUACCCAGAAAACACAGGGCUUCUCUACCAGCCCUUAUUCCCAUGACAUCUCUUCUGUUCCCAAGUGAUCAAAAUGUCGAAUUUUUUCGUUUUCAAGAGAUUCAAAUCCCAUUUUGAAUAACUAUAAAAUGCAUAAUUGCCGAGUAGAAAAAAGGAUAUUCCCAGAAACUUGUUUGAUGUUUAGUUUGUCAGGGAAGCUGAAUUGCCGGAAACUGAUCGAGUUAAGCAUGAACGAGAAUCCAUCUGUUUAUGUUGUGCCAUGAGACUAUAUUUAUGUUAUGUACCGAAAAAAAAAAAUGAGACUAUAUUUAUGUUGGCUCAAUUUUAUUUUCUUUUCUGACAAAUUAAUUAUGUUUCUUAAUUGUGUUUCAUUAAGAAUCCAAUUUCCCAGAUCCAGGAAUGAAAGUGUCCUUUUAUU